UAACUUACUAAUCACAACUUACAUCAACUUGUGAGGUAGGUAAAAUUAUCAUUUCGUUUUACAGAUGAGGAAACUAGACACAGAUUAAAUUAUUUGCCCAAGGUAACAUAGGAAGUGACAGAGCCAGGAUUUGAAUCCAGGGAGUAAACUUUCAAAGUCCAUCCUCUUAGCCACUGUUUUUGAAACAUUAACAGUUUAUUCUUAGAAGUCAAGGAAUCUAUGCUUUUUUUGUUUCCUUUAAUUUAGGAAUUUAGUCUGCAAACAGGGAGUGUAUUUCACACAAAGGCUCCUGAUAUCUCUUCAAGAUAAAAGAUCUAUCCACCGUUAGAAAAUAUGUCACUACAGAUGGUAACAGUCGGUAAUAGCAUAGCCUUAAUUCAACCAGGCUUCUCAUUAAUGAAUUUUGAUGGGCAAGUUUUCUUCUUUGGCCAAAAAGGCUGGCCCAAGAGGUCUUGCCCCACUGGAGUUUUCCAUUUUGAGGUAAAGCAUAGCCAUCUCAAACUGAAGCCUGCAGUUUUCUCUAAGGAUUCUUGCUACCUUCCUCCUCUUCGAUACCCAGCCACUUGCACAUUCAGCAGCAACUUGGAGUCUGAAAAGCAUCAGUACAUCAUCCAUGGAGGAAAAACACCAAACAAUGAGCUUUCAGAUAAGAUUUAUGUGAUGUCUGUUGUUUGCAAGAACAACAAAAAAGUUACUUUUCGCUGCACAGAGAAGGACUUGGUAGGAGACGUUCCUGAAGGCAGAUAUGGUCAUUCCAUUGAUGUGGUGUAUAGUCGAGGGAAAAGUAUGGGUGUUCUCUUUGGAGGACGGUCAUAUAUACCUUCUGCCCAAAGAACCACAGAGAAAUGGAACAGCGUGGCUGACUGCCUGCCCCAUGUCUUCUUGGUGGAUUUUGAAUUUGGGUGCUCCACGUCAUACAUUCUUCCAGAACUUCAAGAUGGACUAUCUUUUCAUGUCUCCAUUGCCAGAAAUGAUACCGUUUAUAUUUUAGGAGGCCAUUCACUUGCCAAUAACAUCCGCCCUGCCAAUCUGUACAGAAUAAGGGUUGAUCUCCCCUUGGGUAGCCCAGCUGUGGAGUGCACAGUCUUGCCAGGAGGAAUCUCUGUCUCCAGUGCAAUCCUGACUCAAAUAAACAAUGAUGAAUUCGUUAUUGUUGGUGGCUAUCAGCUUGAAAAUCAAAAAAGAAUGGUCUGUAACAUCAUCUCUUUCAAGGAUAACAAGAUAGACAUUCAUGAGAUGGAAACCCCAGAUUGGACCCCAGAUAUUAAGCAUAGCAAGAUAUGGUUUGGAAGCAACAUGGGAAAUGGAACUGUUUUCCUCGGCAUACCAGGAGACAAUAAACAGGCUGUUUCAGAAGCAUUUUACUUCUAUACGUUGAAAUGUGCUGAAGACGAUGUGAACGAAGAUCAGAAAACUUUCACAAGUAGUCAGACAUCAACAGAAGACCCAGGAGACUCCACUCCCUUUGAAGACUCAGAAGAAUUUUGCUUCAGUGCAGAAGCAAACAGUUUCGAUGGUGAUGAUGAAUUCGACACCUACAAUGAAGAUGAUGAGGAAGAUGAGUCUGAGACAGGCUACUGGAUUACAUGCUGUUCUACUUGUGACGUGGAUAUCAACACUUGGGUACCAUUUUAUUCAACUGAGCUCAACAAGCCUGCCAUGAUCUAUUGCUCUCAUGGAGAUGGACAUUGGGUCCAUGCCCAGUGUAUGGAUCUGGCAGAACGCACACUCAUCCAACUGUCAGAAGGAAGCAAUAAAUAUUACUGCAAUGAGCAUGUGGAGAUAGCAAGAGCACUGCAAACUCCCAAAAGAGUUCAAUCAUUAAAAAAGCCUCCACUGAGAUCCCUCCACAAAAAGGGUUCUGGGAAAAUUAUUACUCCUGCCAAGAAAUCUUUUCUUAGAAGGUUGUUUGAUUAGUUCCAUGAAAGCCUUUCAGAUUCAG
This is a messenger RNA of Dama dama (fallow deer), 1942 nucleotides long. It is a transcript of the gene RAG2, whose product is annotated as recombination activating 2. Gene Ontology annotation, biological process: V(D)J recombination. NCBI's taxonomy places the organism in Eukaryota, Metazoa, Chordata, Mammalia, Artiodactyla, Cervidae. The record is from RefSeq and is a predicted model, not a curated record. Gene Ontology annotation, cellular component: nucleus; DNA recombinase complex. Bases 334 to 1917 code for a protein of 527 amino acids. The transcript is spliced from 2 exons. Gene Ontology annotation, molecular function: sequence-specific DNA binding; protein binding.